CCGUUCUAAUUUUAAUUCAGUGCGUGUCAGAAACACUCCAAAGGCUGAAGGCGAAACAAUCUCGUCGUUUCCGUCUCCUUGUGAUUACUAGUUGUUUAGUUAAUUUUUCAUACAAUAAGUGGUUCUUUUCCGUAUUCGUUCCUUUUUCCGAGUAUACCUCUUUGUGCAAGAACAUUGUAAAAGAAUAUACGCUCGUUGCAAAGAAAAAAGUGCGAACAUUUCCCAGUGAUGUGAGAUGAUGUUUGGAUUAAAAAUUGCAUAGAUAAAAUACACAUCAAUAUAUUCGAAUUGCCUGACAGAAGCCUCGACCGAAUAUUUCAACUUCUAACCGGCCAAGGUGGCCUAACCUCGAUGAUAGUCGGGCGACAGACUGUAAUCCCAACGAAUACUUUAGAAACAUGAAUAAUAAGAGUAUUAUGUUUGACUCCUAUCAAAUGCAAAAUAUUCCAUACAUUCAUUUCUUCCAUUUAUAUACCUUGUAAUAACUGCCCGAAAUGCAUCUACGUUAAUAGAUUUAAAAUAGACUAGCGUAUGAUUUUCUUCUCUGAAAGAUGAGUCAACUGAGGUCUUGUAACUGUUGGAAACAAUAAUGAGAUUUUUCAUUACAUAAAUUCCUUUCUGUUCGCAGCAUAUUGUUUACGAUGAAUCGACAACUUCGUUUCUUUGCUUUAUUUACAUUGGCCAUUACUCAUAUUCAUGGCCUACCGCGAACAAUUAAAGUUGGUGCAAUUUUUCACAAAGGCGACGAGGAUUAUAUCUCCACGUUCGAAAGAGCUAUCUAUGACUCGAAAUUCGAGCAACUUGCACCUGCGUUCGAACUUGCCUCCGUCGUAAAACGUGUAGAUGCCGAUACUGACAGUUUCAAGACUGCCGCAGCUGUUUGCGAGCUGCUGAUGGAAGGCGUGGCGGCUAUUUUUGGACCCACGAGUUCGCAUACUCGUGGAAUAGUUGCUAGCACCGCGGCACGAUUCAACGUACCGCACAUUGAAUAUGUUUGGCGAGAAAGUGAAAGAUUACGAACAGAUAAGUCAGUGCCACCGUCGCCGAUGACAAUAAACGUGUAUCCUGAUAAUGAGAGAAUUAGCCAGGCUAUCGCUGAUGUUGUCGACUCGAUGCAAUGGCGAAACUAUGCGGUGAUUUACGAAAACGAUGACGGCCUGUCGCGUAUUCAGAAGACUUUGACACUGAAGCGAAGCAAGGACUAUCCUAUCACGAUACGGCAACUGAAUAAAGAGUCGGAUGAUUAUCGUCCGAUGCUCAAGGAAAUAAGUUCCUUGUCAGUUUGCAACAUCAUCAUCGAUGUCGAACCGCAGAAACUCAUUCAUGUUCUCAAGCAGGCGAAGGAAGUCAAGCUACUUUCGGAUUACUGCAAUUUCAUCAUAACAUACCUGGAUUCGUCCAAAUUGCCUAUUCUCGAGGUACGCAACAACACUAUCGCCAACAUCACCGGCUUCAGUUUGAGGGAAAAUGACGACGUCCUGGGAAUUAACUGGUUAAACUCGGCGGUUCUCUAUGACGCAGUAUUCUUACUGGACAAGGCACUUGAGACCCUGAAUGCGAGAAACCUCGGUAACGAAGAGCCUGUUAUCAUUGAACCCACACCGCUUUCUUGCUUUACUGAGAACUAUACUGAGAAAUAUCAAGCAGGUUUGAACAUUACCAGCGCUAUACGAGAGUUGUCAAAAAUGGGGAAGAUAACAGGCGCGAUGAGCAUCGACGAGUAUGGUCGUCGACGGAAUUUUAACAUCAGAAUAUUGGACUUUCGACAGUCUGGUAUAGUGGAAACGGGCUACUGGGACCAGGACGGUCUGCAUUUUACGCAGACCGAAAAGGAGCAUGAGAGCUACUUGUUUAAAUCUAUUCAAGAAAAGAAAUUUUUAAUCAGCACCAGAGUGGGUUCACCUUACGUGAUGGAAGUGAAUGAUGGAUCGGCACGAGGAGUAUUGAUCGAUCAGAAGCGCUACGAAGGUUAUUGCAUCGACCUGAUCGAACAUAUCGCGAAUCAUUUAAAAUUUCAAUACAAAUUUGAGCUAGUACCAGACGGACAGUACGGCAGUUACAAUGCAAAGACCAAAAGCUGGGACGGAUUGAUCAGGCGUCUUCUCGAUCGCGAAGCUGAUCUCGCGAUAUGUGAUCUAACUAUAACGUAUCAACGCGAGUCUGCCGUGGAUUUCAGCAUGCCGUUCAUGAAUCUGGGUAUUAGCAUUUUAUUCAGUAAGCCGGAGGAAAAGGUACCGAAUCUUUUUUCAUUCUUGUCACCCUUGUCCGCUGAUGUGUGGAUUUAUAUGGCGACCGCUUAUCUUGCCGUGUCGAUAAUGCUGUUCCUUCAAGCCAGAAUGGCACCAGGCGAGUGGGAUAAUCCACAUCCAUGCAAUGCAGAUCCUGAAGAGCUAGAAAAUAAUUUCAACUUGAAAAAUUCCAUGUGGCUGACCAUUGGUUCCCUUAUGCAACAAGGAUCCGAUAUUUUGCCCAAAGCGCCAUCGAUUCGAAUGCUCGCGAGUAUGUGGUGGUUCUUCACGCUUAUUAUGAUCUCCUCUUAUACAGCGAAUCUAGCCGCCUUCCUCACUGUGGACAAGAUGGACACACCUAUUAAAGGUGUCGAAGACUUGGCUAAGCAAACUAAAAUCAAAUACGGAUCUCUCGGAAGAGGUUCGACAGCGAAUUUCUUCCGGGAUUCCAACUAUUCAACAUACAAACGAAUGUGGGCUACAAUGACGGAAACUAGACCCAGCGUAUUUACCGCCAGCAAUGAGGAAGGUGUCGAUCGAGUUAUCAAGAGCAAACGGACAUAUGCAUUUCUAAUGGAAUCGACCUCUAUCGAGUACCGAACAGAAAGGAACUGUGAAAUAGAAAAGAUCGGGGGUCUCAUCGACAACAAGGGAUAUGGUAUAGCCUUACCGCGCAAUUCCCCAUACAGAACGCUAAUUAACGGUGCAAUCUUGACGCUAGGUGAGAAAGGCACGUUGCAAGAAUUAAAGAAGAAGUGGUGGCAAGAAAGGGGUGGCGGAUUAUGCAAGAAGGACGAAACGGAUAAAAGCGCCAGCACUAGCGAAUUAGGUUUACCGAAUGUUGGCGGCGUUUUCCUGGUCCUCAUGUGCGGUUGUGGUGCGUCCCUGGUAAUCGCCAUUUGCGAAUUCCUGUGGAAUAUACGAAAAGUCGCAGUGAGAGAAAAAAUUACACCACGGGAAGCAUUAGUGGCUGAGUUGAGAUUCGCUGUGAACAUAUGGGCAAUGACAAAACCUGUUAAAAUAGCCAAGACAAACAGCAGUACAAGCUCCGUGGAACGUGGCCUCGAUGGUGGCCGGGGAGGAUCCACGGCUCGUUCUAUUGUUGGCUCCUUCCUACGACUCGAUAUGCUCGAUAAAUUCGAUCACAACACAAACAAUCGCGGCAAUGAUCGUAAAAUUAAUUGACUGCUGUUUACUUAAAAUUUAUAUCGACCAUUCUCUAUUCUCGUGUUUAUAAAAUAGUUCACUACACGACAGAAGUACAACAAAAUAUGGGAAAAAUAAUGAUUACGAGAGAAAGAGAUCACAAGUAUACAUCUUGACUACACCUUUGGGACUACUACUUGUGUCAAAUAUUACUGAGCAAACAGCAUGUGUUGUUCAUAAAAAAAAAAAAUAUAUGUGUCGAAUAACGAUUUGAAAACUACGUUUGUAAUAUCUGCUAAAUUAUUAUAAUUGAUAGAAUAUAUUAUAAAUAACGGAAUUUGUCCGUAUAACGUAUGGAACUUUACACACUCUUCAUGAAAUAAAAAUGUACCGCGUACCAUUGAA
Molecule: messenger RNA, 3779 nt
Organism: Dinoponera quadriceps
Lineage: Eukaryota; Metazoa; Arthropoda; Insecta; Hymenoptera; Formicidae
Product: glutamate receptor ionotropic, kainate 2-like
Exons: 18
Coding region: 642-3413 (923 amino acids)
Biological process (GO): monoatomic ion transport; synaptic transmission, glutamatergic; modulation of chemical synaptic transmission
Cellular component (GO): plasma membrane; postsynaptic membrane
Molecular function (GO): glutamate-gated receptor activity; transmitter-gated monoatomic ion channel activity involved in regulation of postsynaptic membrane potential
Source: RefSeq, a predicted model, not a curated record